Dacryopinax primogenitus is the source of this 1254-nucleotide messenger RNA. Its product is annotated as thiolase. NCBI's taxonomy places the organism in Eukaryota, Fungi, Basidiomycota, Dacrymycetes, Dacrymycetales, Dacrymycetaceae. The coding region runs from base 1 to 1254 and encodes 417 amino acids. The record is from RefSeq and is a predicted model, not a curated record. Gene Ontology annotation, molecular function: acetyl-CoA C-acyltransferase activity. Gene Ontology annotation, cellular component: peroxisome. Gene Ontology annotation, biological process: phenylacetate catabolic process; fatty acid beta-oxidation. The transcript is spliced from 7 exons.
AUGCUACCCCUCACGCUCCGUCGAGUGCCCACACUCGCGCGCGCCCUCUCCAGCCCUGUACGACGACAUGCGCAUUCCGCGGCUGUCGAAAGGCUUUUGGAGAAGAAAGACGACGAUGUGGUCAUCACCUUCGCUAAGAGGACUGCGAUGGGCAGGUACAAGAAAGGCCAAUACGCAAACGUGACGAUCGACGAACUCCUCUACGCCACUUUCAAGGCAACACUCGAAGCCACCGGCCUUCCCCCUUCUUCAAUAGACGACAUCGUCGUCGGCACCUGUCACCCUCCUUCGCCGCUGUACGUCUCGCGCGCCGCUGCCCUCGCAGCCGGCAUCCCGGAGACAGUGCCGAUCCAGACGGUGAACCGGCUCUGCUCGAGCGGGCUGAUGGCGAUCCGGACAGUGGCGAAUAGCAUCAAGGCUGGGGAGGCGGAGGUGGGGCUGGCCCUGGGGGCGGAGAGCAUGUCGCAGAAUCCGAGACCGACCCCCGAGAUCUCUGAGACGGUGGGAAGGAACGCCCAGGCGCAUGACUGUAUCGAGCCAAUGGGAUGGACGAGCGAGAUGGUAGCGCAGCACUACCACAUCUCGCGCGCAACCCAGGAUACGUACGCGCUCCGCUCACACCAGCGCGCAGAAAAGGCACUCCAAGCAGGCAUCUUCGCAGAGGAGAUAAUGCCCAUCCUCGUCGGGGACCAUUUUGCUCGUGAGGACGAUAUGAUCCGCCUUGGCGUCACGGCAGAGUCGCUCGCCAAGCUCAGACCGGCGUUCCCUGGCUGGGGGGGCGAACAUAGUACGGCCGGGAACUCGAGUGGGAUCGGGGACGGAGUCGCCGUUUGCGUACUGAUGAAGAGGGAAAAAGCGGUCAAGACGGGAGCGCGGAUUAUCGGGAAAUGGGUUGGUUGCUCCGUGGCUGGCGUCGAGCCCCGGUACAUGGGCGUCGGGCCCAUAGCUGCUAUCCCCAAGGUGCUAGCUCUGCACGGCCUGGAGAAAGAGGACAUCGACAUAUGGGAGAUAAACGAGGCGUUCGCGAGCCAGUUCGCGUAUUGUAUGGACACGCUUGGGUUGGACGGGGAUAGGGUGAACGUCCACGGGGGAGCGAUCGCGCUUACGCACCCGUUAGGCAUGACCGGGGUCAGACUGGCGGUGACGGGACUGCAUGAACUGCAGAGGAGGAACGGGGACUUGUUGUGCACGAGUAUGUGUGUGGGGAGCGGGAUGGGCGCAGCGGCGUUGUUCGUUAACGAGGCCAAACAUUAG